AUUUACUCCUGUUCAGUGGUGCGAGAGUGAGCUCAGUUGGACGUAGGAUUUAACGGACAAACUCACAUCUAGUUCGAUUCAGGAUGGAAAUCAAUAGAACAUCCCUCCUUAUGGGAGGGCUCUUCCAGAUCAUCUUACUUUUGUACCGUCAGCCAACUGCACUAGCUGCUUCAAGUGGAGUGGAUUUUUACAAAGAUAUAAUUCGUGAGCAAGUUGAUGAAGAUGGAUGCCCGACGAUGUUCAACACAGGAGAACUUGGAGAUCUAAAAUUUUUUUUCUGCAGGACACCUAUUUCUACCUUUCCGGAUGUGAACGCAAGAGAUUUGUACGAAAAACGGACUGUCAAUAAAUACAAAAAUAUGAUGCUCAACAAAGAUGCUAUCGAUACACUAGCAGAAGAGCCCGAGGAGCAUAAAGAGGCUGCACGCUUCAUGUUUCCUCGAGUGGCACCGAAACGAACACCUGGAGCGAUUCUCAGUUGGGCUAUUCCGGCAGCAAAUCGAGUCCGUGUAAUCAGCACCAAUUAUAGACCGCCUGGGAUGAAUAGGCCAGCUGCUUAAGCUACACGCUGGUAGCAAUUUACCAACUAGUGUACUGCUUUUACUGUUGACCUUGAAGCAUUCAUAAAAACUUGCAGAAAAUGAAAACGCGCUACAGAAUCCAGUAGUCAAAUUUUUUUUAUCAUUCAAUCUGCCAGUAAUAAUGGACAACUUCAAAACCUUUGGUGAUUUUCGAAAAAUACUAGCAUCAAUAUGGAUUUAGAUUAAGUUCUGUUCUGCUAAUAAAAUUGUUGAAAUAAGAGUGUUCAAA
Messenger RNA from Malaya genurostris, 810 nucleotides. RefSeq lists its product as uncharacterized. Lineage: Eukaryota; Metazoa; Arthropoda; Insecta; Diptera; Culicidae. The record is from RefSeq and is a predicted model, not a curated record. The transcript is spliced from 5 exons. Bases 84 to 560 code for a protein of 158 amino acids.